This is a messenger RNA of Lactuca virosa, 480 nucleotides long. NCBI's taxonomy places the organism in Eukaryota, Viridiplantae, Streptophyta, Magnoliopsida, Asterales, Asteraceae. The record is from the annotation of a GenBank genome assembly.
AUGGCUACUCAAGACUCUCAGUCAUUCCACUGGCGUUACGACGAGCUCGACGAUAAGAACUUCCAAAUUAGAGGCCGGACACUCUUCUUCAUCAUCGUACUCUUCUCCGUCAUCUUCUUGAUAACACUUCUCUUCCUAUACGCCCGCUGGAUCUGUCGGUCCUCCUCCUCUUCCGCCGCCGUCUCUGACACCACCACCUUGUCUCCCCACGUCCGGCCCUGUUCACGGCCUCAAGGCCUGGAUUCCGCUGUGAUCGAUAGUCUACCGAUCACUCUGCACCAUCGGCCUUCAACGUCGUCGGCGUCUUCCGGUGAGUCGGAGUGUUGUAUUUGCAUCGGAGAAUUUGAAGAAGGGGAGAAAGUGAAGGUGUUGCCGAAUUGCUGCCAUACUUAUCACUGCGAGUGUGUAGACAAAUGGCUCACCAUUCAUUCCAGCUGUCCUAUUUGCAGAGCUUCACUCGUAGUCGACUCACCCGUUUGA